Sarcophilus harrisii (Tasmanian devil) is the source of this 2056-nucleotide messenger RNA. It is a transcript of the gene B4GAT1, whose product is annotated as beta-1,4-glucuronyltransferase 1. Gene Ontology annotation, molecular function: glucuronosyltransferase activity. Bases 16 to 1326 code for a protein of 436 amino acids. The transcript is spliced from 2 exons. The record is from RefSeq and is a predicted model, not a curated record. NCBI's taxonomy places the organism in Eukaryota, Metazoa, Chordata, Mammalia, Dasyuromorphia, Dasyuridae.
CCCGGGCGGAGCGCGAUGCCCAACCCGCUGGCGGCGGCGGCGGCGGCGGCGGGCGGCGGGGGCGGCCGCUGCUCGGCCUACAAGCUGGCGCUGGCCGCGCUGCUGGCCGUGGCGCUGCUGCAGUUCGUCUACCUGUCGCUGCUGGCCGGGCUGCACGGGCGCGAGCAGCGGCGCCGCUACGGACAGCUCUUCCCCGGCGGCGCGGCCCUGGGCGCCAGCCUGCAGCGCCGCGCCGCCGAGAGCGCCAAGGAGCAGCUGCGGGCCGUGCUGGCGGCGGGCGGCGCCCUGGACGCCAGCGGCGACUACCGCGUGUACCGGCACGUGCUGGGGGACCCCUCCCGCCGCCCGCGCGACGCCCUGCUGCUGGCCACGCACGCCAGCCUCAGCAACCUGGGCCACGUGGGCGCGCUGCUGGAGCGCUGGGCCGGGCCGCUGGCCGUGGCCGUGUUCGCCGCGCGCCCCGAGGAGGCGCAGCUGGCCACGGUGCUGAGCUACGCCCUGGGCGCGCUCUGCACGCAGGCCGUGCGCGACCGCCUCACCAUGCACCUGGUGUGCCCCGCGCGCACCGAGGCCGCCGUGCCCGACCCCCGCGAGCCCGGCGAGUUCGCGCGCAUCAGCAGCUGCUCGGACGUGUUCACCAGCCUGGGCGCCCGCAGCCGCUCGGGCCGCAACUACGCGCUGGCCGCCAACGUCUCCUACCCCAACAACCUGCUGCGCAACGUGGCCCGAGAGGGCGCCGGCCACGCCCUCGUCGUGGACGCGGACAUGGUGCCCAGCGAGGGGCUCUGGACCGGCCUGCUGGAGCUGCUGGCCCUGGGCGAGGGCAAGGCCGGCCGGGCGCUGGUGGUGCCGGCCUUCGAGAUCCGCCAGGGGGUCCGGGUCCCCCGCACUAAGAUGGAGCUGAUGCGUUUCCUGAAGAUGGGCCACGUGCGCCCUUUCUACGCCGAACUGUGCCCGCGGUGCCAGGCCCCCACCAACUACACCCGAUGGCUCACUCUGCCCCCGGGGGGACCCCUGCGCCCGGCCUACCGGGUGACCUGGCAGGACCCCUGGGAGCCCUUCUACGUGGCUGGAGGGGCGGUGCCCGCCUACGAUGAGAGGUUUCGCCAGUACGGCUUCAACCGCAUCAGCCAGGCCUGCGAACUCCACGUGGCAGGCUACGAGUUUGAGGUGCUGAACGAUGCUUUCCUGGUCCACAAGGGCUUCAAGAUGCCAGGGGAUUUCCACCCCCAGAAGGAGGCGGAGAAUCAACGCAACAAAAUCCUCUUCCGCCAGUUUAAGCAGGAGUUGAAGAUGAAAUACCCAGACUCCCCCAGGCGAUGCUGAGCUGCUGACCCACCUAGUGAGGGGCCUCCAAAGGCAGGGCUGGGACCUUUGGCUCUUCAGGUUGCCCCCUGGAGCCUGAGGGAGGCCAGAGGGGCCGGCCCGGUCCUUCCCCCGGGGGUGGGCCUUUUUUAGGUGGGUGAUGAGCACUGAUGUGACAAAGCCAAGAGGUAAGAUCCCAUGGGGUGGGAGACAGAAAGGGAGCGGGGACUUGGGGGGGAAGAAAUAAGCUUUAAUUCAGGAAGCUCGAAUUGUGGUUCAGAGAUAGCAGCCAAAAGUCCUUCAUUCUUCUCAUUCUGCAUAUCCCCAGGUCCCUGCCCUUUGCCUCCACCGCCCUUCUCGGGACACUCUCCUCCCCUUUCUGGGCCUCAGUUUCCCCAUCAGUAAAAUGAGAGCCUUGGACUAGAUGACCAAGGUCCCUUUCAGCUAUGAAUCUGAUGGUGUAGGGGAAAGAAGGAGGUUGGCGGGCCGGACACCAGUCCCAGCGAUGCCUCGGACUUGCUGUGGGACCGGAGCAGAUCCCUUCCUCUCUCCGAGUCUGUUGAAUGUCUGUAAAAGUCGAGAAUUGGACUAGGGGAGCUGAGGUCCCUUCCAGCUCAGAGGUUUGGCAUCUGUGACCUGGGAAUCGGGAUGGAUGGGGGAAGACCCCCGUUGGCGAGCGGAAGCCCCCAUCCCAGAGAGCCAGGAACUUUCACUUGGAUGAUCAUAUGCCAAUAAACAGUGUUCACGUGGA